Symbiodinium pilosum is the source of this 307-nucleotide messenger RNA. Lineage: Eukaryota; Dinophyceae; Suessiales; Symbiodiniaceae. The record is from the annotation of a GenBank genome assembly.
AUGGAGACGAAGACCGUCAUGCCCGUCGCCGUGAACGCGGAGACCGCGGAGAUCGCGGGGACCGCGGAGAUCGUGGUGACCGCGGCGACCGCGGUGAUCGCGGCGAGCGCGGAGAUCGUGGAGACCGCGCUGACCGUGGCGAGCGCGGUGAGCGAGGUGAGCGAGGAAGGAGGAAUGUCGAGCAUAAUGACUUCGAGCAAGAGGAGAAAGACCCCUGGCUACAGCGGCGCCAUGAGCGCCACGAUCGCCGCGACCGCCACGAGAGGGAGCGGAAUGACUGGCAUGACCGCCAUGAUCGCGACUCAAG